Messenger RNA from Cherax quadricarinatus, 2933 nucleotides. The record is from RefSeq and is a predicted model, not a curated record. NCBI's taxonomy places the organism in Eukaryota, Metazoa, Arthropoda, Malacostraca, Decapoda, Parastacidae.
UUUUUUUUUUCGGGGAAUCAAGAACAUGGACAAGAAACGCGAAAAUAUGAGUGUGAUUAAUGGUUUUGAAAACUGACAAGUUGCAUAAGUGUCUCAAGGGAAAAUAUGAGCUCUGCCCCAGCCUGUAGGUGCUGACAUGUUGCUCUGGGCUUACCUUGAGCAUCAUUGGUAAUUUGCAUUAUGUGUGAUAACUGUACAGGUUUAUGUACCUGUACAGUUGGUGGCUAAAGCUCUCGCUUCACACAGCGACCGUCUGGGUUCGAUUCCCGGCGAGGGUAGAAACAUUGGGCGUGUUUCCUUACACCGGUUGUCUAUGUUCACCCAUCAACAUAAAAUAGUUUAAGGUAAUAUUUGUUACUGGUGCAGCAGGAGGCACAACUUGCUGCCAUCUACACUAUAAAUAGUCCUAUAACUCUCCAACAAGAACAAGAAUAAUAAUUAAGGUUAAUGGGCAGAAGAGAGGACAAGUCUUGCCUCUUGGCACAGUGAUUGUAUCUUGAAAAAGAAGAGAAGGAUUAUGGCAGCUUGGAAUAAUAGUCCUGUAUGGCUAGAAGCUGGAAAUUAACUUGGUAAAAAAAAGUGCAAAAUUACUGGAUGUUUAUUUUUCAAACAAAGCUAAAGAGCAAAAAGUGGCAAAUAUAUUUAACUUUGUCAUUAGCAUCACUAAUUUUAUGCUACAUUUUUCCUUUUAAUACAUAAAGUAUUAGUUACAAUAUACCGAGAAUAUCGUACACGGAAUUCUGUAUGUAAAAAUAAACUUCAUAUGUUAACAACAUGGUAAGUGUUUAGCCUGAAUUCUACUAUAGAAUUCAUGUGAAGCAGAAUGACGCAGAGUGUAAGCACAUGAGCAGAAACUAGAUCCUUCAGUGACUGAAUUAUGCCUGAUAUUUUACAUUGGGUUACCACUUCUUCCCAACACAUGCAGUUUGAUUAGAGAUAUGCCGCUUGAAACUUAAGAUUUAUUCUUUAUUUCCAUUAUGAAGUAAAUAAUCCACCAAUUUCAUACUUUAAGUUAGUUAGCCAUGUCACAACAACUGUUGUUGUAAUUAAAUAUAAAUAAGAAUUCACCCAUAAAGAGAAAUAACUAAGAGCAAAGAAAAUUUAAAUAGCAUAUAGCUCAGCAGUGAAGUAAUUUCUUGUCUUCACUUACAAGAGAGUAGAGCAUUUCAGCUUCAAACACAUAGAAUACUUGUACAGUAAAGCAGUGCUUGUGGACAUUAUAUACACUAUGUAGGCUGCGGGGGCGUUGACCCCCGAAACUCUCUCCAGGUAAACUCCAGGUAAUAGUAACAAUCAUGAUUGGAAGAAUUAUUAAGAUAAUGCCACAUAUAUCACCAUAUAAAAAUUUUCAACUACUUUUAAAACCUAAGUGGCUUAAAUCUUGUAAGUCAAUUAGUUCCUGCACAGAUGAUUUUAGAACAGUUUUCAUUGAUUAUGGUGAUGUCCAUGAAAAGUCCAUAAUUGAUGCCAAAAUUAAGAGGAAGACAAAAUGCUGUCAACAGGGUCCAGUUCUGUCAUUACACACACAGUUUGACAAUAUGUGUCUUCAAAUACAUCAAAAGUUUCAUGGCAGAAAGUCAUACUUACAUGACCAGAAGAGUCUACAUUGCAGCCACAGCUCCCCAGUGUUGUUGCCUUCUGGGACAGUUAUGACUCUAAGUCCACUACCCAUUGCAAAUGUACUCAGCAGUGUUCCAUGUGUAGGACACAUUCAGCAGAAUCGUGGCAUUUGGGAUAUCUUUAAGAAAGCUAACUUUGGAAGUUACACUGUACUUGAUCGUGUCGGAGAAGUUUCAACAGCUCAACAAGUACCUGCCCACAUAACUUGUCCACUAUAUGCUCAGACUGGAGACCCUCCGUUGAGCCCAUCUUCUCCUGAAGUUAAGGCAGAUUGGCAAGUGCAGGCUAUGAGAGACUCCUGUUACUUGGCACGCAGUGUACUCAAUAUUGUUGGAGAAAAUAUUCAGGUGGGCAUAACAACAGAAGACAUUGACAAACUUGUACAUAAUAAAAUAAUUGAGAAUGGUGCUUACCCAUCACCUCUGAAUUAUUUGGGCUUCCCUAAAAGUGUAUGCACCAGUGUCAAUAAUGUAGCCUGUCAUGGCAUACCCGAUGAUCGUCAGCUGGUGGAUGGGGAUAUUAUAUCUGUUGAUGUUACGGUAUUCUACAAUGGUUAUCAUGGUGAUUGUUGUGAGACAUACAUUGUUGGAAAUGUUGAUAAGGCAGGUCAGCGCUUAGUAGAGGCAGCAAGACAGUGCCGGGAUGCAACUAUAGAGAUCUGUGCUCCGGGAGUCCCAUUUACUGCUAUUGGUGCUAAGGUACAAGAGGUUGCUGAUCAGUUAGGAGUAACUGUAGUGCCAUGCUUCAUUGGUCAUGGUAUUGGGGAGUACUUCCAUGGGCCACCAGAUAUAUAUCAUUGUUAUAAUACUUAUCCAGGAUGCAUGGAGGCAGGGAUGACAUUUACUGUUGAACCCAUCAUAGCUCAGGGUAAGGAAGAUGUACUUAUUUUGGAAGACGGGUGGACUGCAGUCAUGUUAGACAAUGGACGAGCUGCCCAGUUUGAACACACAGUUCUUAUUACAGAAGAUGGUUAUGAAAUAUUGACAGAUUAUUAUUAGAAUAGUAUAAUAUAUUUAUGUAAAGUUGAAGAUUGUUAUUACCACUCAAAGGCACUCACUACUGGGAAUUACAGUAUUAAUAUAUUCAUCAGGAUCCACUAAACCAGAUUCACUAAUUAUUAUCCAAGAAAAGCCUUAAACUCACGAAGGUCAUUCAGCAUUUUAUAAAGCUAAAUUUUUACUAUUUUUUUGUAAUUCAUUACUAUUAUCAACAGUGGUUUGGCUAUUUAUCCAUCAUUGUCUAUUAUUAAUAUUUAAGUACGUACUGUUGAACUGUUCAGUUAAGGGUUUUACAAUAAAGUAUGUAAUCUCUUA